Linnemannia hyalina is the source of this 2745-nucleotide messenger RNA. The record is from the annotation of a GenBank genome assembly. NCBI's taxonomy places the organism in Eukaryota, Fungi, Mortierellomycota, Mortierellomycetes, Mortierellales, Mortierellaceae.
AUGUCGAACCGGAUCCCGCCAGAGCUCGCAGGAGAGCUAUACUGCAGAGCAAACAUAGACCCCAUGAUCUACAACGUCAUGAACCCCCAGAUCGCAACCGAACUCCUUGACAGGGCCUGGCACAUGCUCAGCCAGGGACAGAUCUCCUUCUCCUUCAACUACAUCGACAAGCCCAAAGAAGGCAGCGGAUUCUUCUUGAAGGUGCAGCCUGACGAAGGUGUCAUGGCGCCUCACGAUGGCUUCCAGUACAUGGAUGACGAGGUCGCAUAUGGAUACCCCGGCGACCCUAGACUUAGCAUCACGGAACGGUCGCAAGGAUUCGCGACAGGAGACCAGUACACACACAUUGUUCGACGACGAUACACGCUGACCCAGCCUGGACGGGAUACCCUCGCCUUUCUGCACUACGCCAAGGCAGAGCUUAGUCGUUCCGUGGUUGUGGAUGCACGCAGAGCAAGGACACCUGUCCGCCAAUACCCAUUGAAGCCUAUCCCUGGCAUCCCAGGACCCGUUCCAGUACCUCAACAACCACCUCAGCAGGGAUACCCACAGGGAUACAGGCCUCAACAAGCGCCACCCAAGAUGGCCAGCCCAUACGCCGGCUCGCCCAUCAACGGAUCCCCCGCUUCACCCCAGCAGGCUCCCGGCAACUAUGGUCGUUUCUCAGCUGUUCCCGCGCCCGUUCCUGGACCUCCUGGAGGACAGGCUGGACCUCAGAGAUUGGCAUCUGUGAACCCAGGAGCAUACGGAAGCCAGAGACACGAGAAGAAGUCCAGCCACAAGAAGCAUCAGCAACAACAGCAGCACCAGCAACCACAGAUGACUCCCCAGCAGCAUGCUCAGGUGUUGGCUCAGCAACAGGCACAGGCCCAAGAGGAUGCAGAAGAACCUUCAGGCGACGAAUUGGACUUUUUGACGGCCAAGGAUGUGGCUGUUGCACGCUACAAGAGGAAUCACGACUACAUUGCCGAGGUCUUUUCUCCUUAUCCAACUUCUAGGAUCAUUCCUCCUCAGCCAGAGUUCCAGCAGUCGAUCGCCUUUUUGAAGUCCUUGAGCGAAAAGCACAACGACGAUUUGGAUGCCGCCAAGACUGAGCACACCGAGAAGAUCAAAAAGUUCAAGGCUGAGGCGACCGUGCUCUACAAAGGACUGGAAGAGCUGAAGCAGGCUACCACUGCCCAGGAAGUGUUUGCUGCUAAUGAGAGAGUGGAGACAUUCAAGGGAAUGGCAGUUCAGCCUUACACUGCUCUUCGUCAAGUGGACCUUCCCAAGGAUGAACUCUCUCGCACACCUGAACUGAAGGCUGCUCGUCUUCCCAAGGAGGUUGUGGAGCCUGCUCAGAUUACUGCUGGUGGUGUCAACGGAGGAGCGCCUGCUGCACCCGUUGCAGCCACUGAAGCUAUGGAGGUGGAUGGGUCGGUAAUCGCUGCUGCACCAGAGAAUACUGUUUUGGCCGGACAACAGGACACCAUCAUGACAAGCGCCACAGAACCAACAACUAUGCCAGUUUUGUCAUCUACAUCAGCACCUGCGACUGGACUUGCAUCAGUAGAAGUGGCAGCAGCCCCAGUCGACGCGCCAGUCCCUGUUGCAGCGCCAACCCCAGCGACAGCACCAGCCCCAGUGACAGCAUCAGUACCCACAAUUGCACAUGAACCAGUUCCUGCACCAACUCCAGUAGCUGAGGUGGUUCCAGCAUCCAUUUUGGUACCCGUACAAGCUGCCCCCGUCCCUGCUGAUGUUGUCAUGGAGGAGGCACCCCCUGCACCCAUCGAGCAUGCGACCUUUGAGCCUACACCUGUUGAGCCUGCACCUCCAGUAAUCGAAGCAACUCCAGUUGCCCCUGUCGAAUCUACACCAAUUAUUGUUGUUCCUGUCGAAACGCCUGCCGAAACUCCUCUUGAGACCCCUAUCGAAACUCCCAUUGCUGCCCCUGUCGAAACCCUCGUGGCUGCUCCUGUCGAAGCUCUUGUUGAGGGAACCCUUCAGACACCCAUUGAUACUCCCAUGGAAACGCCAAUCGAGACACCUACCGAGACCCCUGCCGAGACGCCUGUUUUCACGCCCAUUGUAGCUCCAACGGAGGUCCCUAUGGAAGUUCAUGUUGAGACUGUUACACCUAUUGCCACGCCCGCUGCCGUUAUCACUUCGGAAUCAGCCACUCCAGUUACCUCCACCAUCCAGUCACACGAUGAUGCUACCAUGGCGGUCGAUGUAAUUGAAAGCCAGCCUGUUGUUGGAGAGACGUUUGUGCAGCAGUCCUUUACCAGCACUGUGGGUGAGGGCGAUCAUGCGACGACGACAACAUCGACCAGCUACACUACAUCGAUGACUGAUGCGUAUGGAACGACGGUGACAGAUAGAGAGGAGAGCGGAGGAACUACGGUUUCAUAUGCAGAUGGACACCAGGAGCAAUUUUCUCAGGCAUUUGUUCACCAACACCAUGUCGAGCACUCGCACGCGCAAGCACACACUCCUGUGGCACAUAUCGAAGCAGCCCCUGAACACGAUGUUGCGUCGACUGUGACCGUGACCGAGCUGGAACCCUCUUCGGCCACACCAUUGAAUACAGAGGAAGCAUCCCCUGUAGUACCAGCACCAGAGCCAGUAGUUGAGCUAGUGGCAGAGCCAACGGCAGCAGUAUCAGAAACAGCAGGAGUGAUUGUGGAGGUGCCAACAGCGGGAGACCAACAAGCGACACCAACAGAGCAACAAGUGCUACCCCAGGAGCCCGCAGCUCCAUAG